GGCCCGAGCCAUGGGCUGCAUCGGCUCCCGGACCGUGGAAACCUGCUAGAUGCUUCUGCCACACACUCCCACUUAGAAGCCUUGAGGUCCCUCAGGACAGCGUGGACAUCUUUCCAGCCACUGACCCGUCCAUUUAAACCACCACAACAAAUAAGGCGUAGAACACUUUUCCCCGCGUGCUAUUCUUGCUUGAGCACAAAUGGAAUCUUUUGGUGCAGCGUGAUUGUUCUUCUUACCAGCAGCUGGGGGAGAGAUGGGGUGCAAAAGGACAGGGGGGCUGUCAGGAGGAGGAGAGGUAGCUUGAGCAAAGGGAAGAGUUGCAUCUGGCAGGGCUGACCCCCUCCUGUGAGUGGGGUGAAGGGAGCUGAAGGUGGAGCAACUAACCUCUGGCCACUUCAGGGAACGAGGUGAUGGCCGUGGACUGGAAGGGCCUGAAGGAUGUUGACCAAAUCAACAUGGACAGCACCAGCUCGCUGCACGGCAGCAGCCUCCACCGGCCGUCCACGGAGCAAACCCGAACGGAUUUCUCCUGGGAUGGCAUCAAUCUCUCCAUGGAGGACACCACUUCCAUUCUCCCGAAGCUUAAGCGGAACUCCAACGCCUACGGCAUCGGAGCCCUGGCCAAGUCAUCAUUCUCAGGGAUUUCGAGGAGCAUGAAGGACCACGUGACGAAGCCUACUGCCAUGGGGCAAGGCCGGGUGGCACACAUGAUCGAGUGGCAGGGCUGGGGGAAGGCCCCUGCCAUUCAGCCGCAGCACAGCCACGAAGCUGUGCGCAGGGACACGGAUGCCUACUCGGACCUCAGCGACGGCGAGAAGGAGGCGCGCUUCCUGGCAGGAGUCAUGGAGCAGUUUGCCAUCUCCGAGGCCACGCUCAUGGCCUGGUCUUCCAUGGAUGGCGAGGACAUGAGUGUCAACUCCACCCAGGAGCCGCUGGGCUGCAACUACAGCGACAACUACCAGGAGCUGAUGGAGAGUCAGGAUGCCCUGGCUCAAGGACCCAUGGACGGAUGGCCUCACUCCUACGUGUCCCAGGGCAUGUACUGUCUGGGGUCCUCGGACGCCUGGGAAGCGAGCGACCAGUCCCUCAUUGCCUCUCCCGCCACAGGAUCCUAUCUUGGCCCUGCAUUUGAUGACUCGCAGCCGAGCUUGCACGAGAUGGGACCUUCCCACCCUGCCUCGGGAUACUCUACUCAGGAGCCUCCGCCUUUGCUGGGGGGAGACACUGACUGGGCUCCGGGGGUGGGCGAGGUGGACCUGGCCAGGGGCGCUUCCGAGGAGGAGAAGAGGCCCUUGGCCCCCGAGGAAGAGGAGGACGCAGGAUGCAGGGACCUGGAGUCCCUCUCGCCGCGAGAAGACCCCGAGAUGUCCACUGCUCUCAGCCGGAAGGUGUCUGACGUCACAUCCUCAGGUGUGCAGUCCUUUGACGAGGAGGAGGGUGAGGCCAACAACUAGCUUCCUCCGCGCACGCCCUGCCUUCCACUCCCCGCGGAGGGGAUGGCUGCAGCAGCACCCGCCCGCCCCAGCAGCACAGCCGAGACUGGGCUGCCAGUCCUCGCCAGGAAGCCGGGCCAGGACGGACGUCCCCCAGGCUCCCGCCCAAGGAGCCACGGGUCCGGAACUGAGAGCCGGGCCCCUGGGUGGCUGUGGACGUGGCUUGGCUGCGGGCUCCGGGGCCUGCGAGGACGGAGCUCCGCAUGUGUCCUGAGAUGCAGGUGGCCGUCGACUGGAUCUCAGUUCCUCUCUCCCUGAUUUUGUCUUCCAGGAGCCUUGCCUGUGGCUGUCCGAAUGCCUCCUUCCUCCAUGUCACUCUUGCUUUUCCCGGCUCUGUUUUCUCUGCCGGUGGCCCCCACUCAUCUCCAGCGAGGAACAGACCUCAGGGCCUGUUGGACCUGGCCUGACGGCUCAGGGGAGGCCACGUCUCCCUCGGGGGUGUUGAGGCUGCCCUCUGAGGGUCACUUGGCUUCUGCGUUCUGAGCCACGGCGUGUGGCCGCGAGGCGGGGGCGCAAAGGUGAUGCUGUCCUCGGAGGCCUGUCCAGAGGCUGGAAAGGCACUGCUCAGGCCAAGGCCAAACAUGGCCGCUUGUUGCGGGAUCUCCAGCCUCCAGGGCUGAAUGGAGGAUGCUGAGUCUGCGGGGAAGGACCCGGCUGGGGCUGGCUCCUCCAGUUCCGUUUCUUUUUUCUGCCUUCUUCCUCCCCCUGCUGCGGAGCCCCAGGCCCCCGAGGGGUGACAUGGAAGGCGUGUGUUCCGGCCAAAGGGGAUCAUGAGUGUUGUGUCUCCCUCCAUACCUUGCCCCCCAAUUCUCUGGAGCUGUUUACACUUUUCUCUUUGCCUUUUCUACAUUUUUAUAACUUCUUGGGGACUCAGGGUUGAGCGGGGUGGAGGGAGGAGUCGGUGCUGCCAGGCCUGGCCCGGGUGGGUCGUGUGCUGAGGGGCAACGCGGGCAUCGGCGCUUACGCCCCUCCUUUAGCUUCUCCUGGGAGACCCCCCCGCCCCAGGCUCCUGCAGGGGAGCGACGGGGAUGAGCAUGCUUCCUUCCAGAACGAGGGACAGUGAGGCAUAAGCUCCUGACACUGCUGGUCCCCCACACCCUGUGUCCAUUCUGGCGGGGACUUCUCUGCAGUAUGUGAAAGUGCAACAGUUCCCUAAGAGAUCCUGACGGCAGGCAGGGGAUUGGGGGUGAGCAGGCCAGCACGCUGCUGCAGGGGUACCCCCUCGCUAGCCCUGGGCAUGGGGAGAAUCGGGGGAAACUGGAGCCAAAGGGUUCAUUGGCCCCGCCUUCCCUCAUUUCUUGUGCAUGCCCGAGGCUCCAGGCCCCAGGUCUCUGUCCUACCCACACUUUGUCAGGGGUCAUUGCUUCGUCCUUUGCUGGAAGGGAGCACUCUCGCCCUCUUCCAGACCCUGGGCGCAAACUCACCCCCUCUUCUAGGCCCCAGACUGCUGCUGCUUUGGAACAAAGAGGUUGAGAGUUGGGGGUGGUCGUCUCCAUCUGUGACCCUGCUCCCCACCUCGAGGUCACACUGACAUGCACUGUGCAUGACACUGAACACAACCGAGGCAGGGCCCCAGGUCUUCCUGAGGAGGGACAAUGGCUGCCAAGGGGUCGGUUCUUGGGGGUGACGUGGAGCAGACGCAGUGAGGCGGGUGGAGAGUCACUUCCCUGCUCUGAAGCCGUCUCUGUGAAUCUGGCGCUGUGAUCGAGCCCGUGGCCCAACUCUGGAGGCCCCAGACUUCCAGGAGCCCCCGGGAGCCAGCUGGCACCCCCUCCUUCCAGCUGCUGACCCUGGCCCUGGACAGCUGCCUCGGCCCCUGGAGUUUCGCCCUCCUCCCCUGGGGUCCCUGCGCCCUUGCCUUGCCCACCUGUUCUCCCCACAUAGCCUCAUUUCGUCUUAGUCUUAACACCCUUCGUGCCCCAUCUUCCAGCCCACGAGUGGGUUCGCUCAUUAUAGUUCCUUUUGCUCAGGGCCCUGGAGUUAAGGAAGCAGCUCUCCUCUCUCCCUCCUUUUUCCUCUCCCUGCCUUCCCCAGGAAGCCACGGGGUCCUGCAGAAAGGCAAGAAAGCGGAAGGCAUGUGGUAGAGGUCACUGGCCAGCGCAGGCUGCCAUCCCCAGGGUGCCAGCCUCCACAGAACAGAGGCCAGGUGGGGUCUGCAUUAUGCAAGGAACCCCCCCUUCCACAGGAGAGGGAGCUGGCUUGGGAGCCUUUUAGGGCUCUUCUGGAGGAACCGCCUCUCUGGUGCUGGGGGCAGGGCGCAUGGGGUUCGCUU
Messenger RNA from Talpa occidentalis (Iberian mole), 3765 nucleotides. It is a transcript of the gene FAM131B, whose product is annotated as family with sequence similarity 131 member B. Bases 411 to 1454 code for a protein of 347 amino acids. The transcript is spliced from 7 exons. The record is from RefSeq and is a predicted model, not a curated record. Lineage: Eukaryota; Metazoa; Chordata; Mammalia; Eulipotyphla; Talpidae.